Molecule: messenger RNA, 677 nt
Organism: Pelmatolapia mariae (spotted tilapia)
Lineage: Eukaryota; Metazoa; Chordata; Actinopteri; Cichliformes; Cichlidae
Gene: riiad1
Product: RIIa domain-containing protein 1
Exons: 4
Coding region: 252-530 (92 amino acids)
Source: RefSeq, a predicted model, not a curated record
GGAGAAUUAUUUGACAGUCAGUCACUUUUUUUGCACAACAACGGCUCAAACGUGGUAUUGACGUAUGCCCGCCACCUCGCGGACACUGCCGUUAAUUGUGUACAGUACGUCGUUUCCAUAGCAACCGUUACUGCCAAACCACUGUGUUAGUAACGGUUGACUCGCGCUUAUCGUGACUUCAGCGUUCGCUGUUGAUUUGUAGUCAGUGCACACUGCAGGGUUAGACAGAACAAUAGCAUUUUCUUAGAGAAAUGAUGGCUGAGACAGGCGGUGUGACCAAGCUAGACGUCUCUGUACUAAACGCUGAGCAGCAAGAGAAACUGCGACAGUUUAAGAUCAAGACGAGAAUCGACAACGAGAGGUAUUUGAGGUCCCAUCCCGAAGUAGACGUACUCAUAGGCGACUUUCUAAGGGAUGUGCUUCAUAAACAGCCAGCUGACAUCCGUGAGUUUGCUGCAGAUCACUUCUCAAACCCAAACCUUGAAGAAACUAUUCUCCCCAAAAUGGAAGGAAACAGCGACACGAACUGAAACACUUCCAACAACUUCACCUAUGUUUUCUCUAUAUUGAUAAAAAAAAAUAUAUGGACUAUGUUUUUUGGAACAAUGAUGCUGCUUCAGUUGCUUCAUUUUCCAAUUUGUGGACAAGGGUCCUAAAGUGUUUUAUGCUUAUUUAUU